Molecule: messenger RNA, 1338 nt
Organism: Colletotrichum aenigma
Lineage: Eukaryota; Fungi; Ascomycota; Sordariomycetes; Glomerellales; Glomerellaceae
Exons: 3
Coding region: 1-1338 (445 amino acids)
Biological process (GO): regulation of DNA-templated transcription
Cellular component (GO): nucleus
Molecular function (GO): zinc ion binding; DNA-binding transcription factor activity, RNA polymerase II-specific
Source: RefSeq, a predicted model, not a curated record
AUGACGCCCCGGCUGGCGGCAUGUGACCCGUGUCGAACGGCGAAACUGGCUUGUGGCCAUGAACGGCCCGUUUGCGCCCGGUGCGUGACAAACAACCGAGAAGAUGUUUGUGUCUAUCGCGCGACACCAUUCAAAAGGAAGCGAACCGAGACAAUUUCGCCAUCAUUCAUAUCUUCAAAAACGGCUCGCUACCAACCACUGGAGGAUUCGCCUGUGUCAUCAACUCCAACCCGUUCCUUGAACCCGAACCCUGGAUUUCUAGGAGCGUCUAGUCACAUUUCCAUCUUCAGUCACCUGAUACAGGAUGCGAACGACAGUCCAGAAAGAAAUGCAACCAGCAGUGUACUGUCUGGGCCAGAAGCUGCGUCUAAUACCAUCUAUCUGGACGAGGAACCAAUUGUUAAAAACACAGUGGACUUGGUGAGACAUGUCUUCCAAAGUUUUCCGUUGAAUGCUAUGCAAGAUUUGAUUACCUUCUGGCGUGCUACAGGCGCUAAUCUAGCUCUUGCUGAACCUUUCGUGGAUGAAUGCUCCCGAGCCCUGAGCACCAUCCUGGAAGGAGAGACGGACAAACAUAACCGGUGGCAUCAUUCAAUCACUCAUUCGUUGCUUCGAAACUCGAGACAGACACUUGAAAUUAAUCCUGGUUGCUCUGUUUCAGACUUCACAGCUCAGUUCGUAGGCCAAAACCUGCGAUGGGAAACGGUGGGGAUUUUCUUCGCCGCUGUGAUCCGAGCUACAAUGGAGGUGCCCUUCUUCCCAUCUUUGUACAAAUCAGAUGUGCGAAGACAGCAGCUUGUUGGACUAGCGAUCAAGGUUUCGGAUGCUCUGGCAGAGAUAUGUAUAUCUCUAGACUGCCUGAAUGACCUCCAGCUCAUUGCACAGUAUGAAAACUUCAUCGCUCAUUCGUACGUUCUUGGGAUUCAGUCUUACUCGGCGUGGAGAAGGCUUGGGGAUGUCAUAGCAUCAAUCACUGCUCUUGGUUAUCACCAAAAGCCGUCAGGACCAGUUUCAGCACCCUUGUUCCUGGUCGAGCUCCGGAAAACCGCUUUCGCCCGCAUUUACUCGGCCGAUAAGAAUUUUUCAAUCUUUCUUGGUCGCUCUCCAAGGCUGAGCAAAUAUUUCUGUCAUCUCCAAGUUCCUCAAGGACGACUAAUUCUUGACUCGGAGGGAUUAGAUCAACCAACGUCUGACAAGACGGAAUAUUGGACGCAAGAUGCCCAAGCUUGCUACAGAGCAGACACUCGUUGGUCCGCACAAUGCGCCUCCCUCAAAGAGGAUAUCCUAGUCAUGUUGUUUGGCGACAGUCGAGAUAUAUGCAUGGAAAAGUUAAAGUAA